AUGACGGCUCCCUGUACAUAUAUUAAAAACUUUUCUCCAAUUGAAAUCCGUCCCUUACCACAUUUGGAUUUUCAAGCUGGCUACAAUGGAAUUCCUGCAUCAGCUCCUAGAAUCGUAGGCCUCGUACAAGUGCGAAGCAAAGAAAUAAACCAGCCAUUGUCUAUAUUAAGAGUCACUUUGGAGCUCUGGAAAAUCGAAUCCGUUGAUGUUCCUUCUUUGGGUGUAAGCAAUCAUUUGUCUGAACCAAAGCGGCUAGUACAGCAAGUUUUGUUUCCUCCUCCAUCUCCUUUCUCUUCUAAAAAUGAAAAGACGAAUUCCCUUUACCUUUCCGAAAACAUCCAAGCUGGUGACGAUGCUUUGUCUCCUUCAUCUGACAUUUCCGGCAUAAGCCAUAUUUACGAUUCCUACAUACACGAUCAACCUUCCCGGCGUCGUUCUUCAAAUCAACCGCCUAUACCACCUCCACAUGUUCAAAACGUUUCUCGAAGCACUUCAAUGCCUUCUCGCGCUUUUAGCCAAACUUCAGACAAUUCUUCUAUGCCAGCCUCAUCGGUUAUAACUGACUUACAAAAGUCACCUGAAAAGUCAUCUUCAUCUUCAUCUUCAGCUUAUAACAUAUGGUCUAUGGAUUUGCCGUUCGAAAUGAAGUAUUCUGAGGGAGAAGUGCUUACCCCAACAUUCGAUCUUGUUCGUUCAGGUUUUUCUUGCUCUACAAAAUACCAAUUACGAGCCGUUCUCACUCUUUCUGGAUUAGAAGAUAUCUCUGAAUGUGUCCCGAUUGCCAUUCACCGUUACGACACGCUCUCCUCUUGGGGUAUGUAUAAUUCACCAAUCUACUUAAAAGAAACAAGUAUAGACGGUAGAGUUAUAGUGGAGGCUUCCAUUCCCAAACAGUGUAUCGGGCCUAUGGAUUUACUUACAGUGUUCAUAUCUAUCAGGGCUUCGAAUGGAUCCAAAAUCCGGGUACAGCAAUUGUCAUUGUCCUUGGUAGAAUGUGUUAGUAUCCGCCAUCCUUCUUCCAAUUCCUCUCCCAUUGUUCGUUCAAAAAAAGUUUUAAAAGUUGAACAAGAUCUCGACGACGUGCGAUUGGAAAAAGAUGGCCUUUCACAAACACUGUCAAAAGUGUUCCCAGAUCCUGACUUAGAUGAUUAUAGCAUGCAAGGGUUCAGCACUUCUUCCGAUCUGUAUAAGGUCACUUAUAUGGUUUUAAUAAAAGUGAGACUUUAUCGUGCUAGAAAUGUUGAAAUUUCUUAUCCUAUCACCGUUUCACCCGUCCCUCGUUCCGCCAGUUCUUCCAUCCUCGGCGACAUACAAACCAGAGUUUUGGAUGCCCGGCAAUCCGUUAACGGUUCUGUACUGGAUACCACUUGUGAUAUUAUCCGUGCGAAUGAUUCUUCCAAAAACAACAUGUAUAGUUAUUCAGAAGAUGGUAUGGUGCUUUUGAAUUGA
Messenger RNA from Schizosaccharomyces osmophilus, 1449 nucleotides. RefSeq names its product arrestin-related substrate adaptor for RhoGEF, Art1 (gene art1). Gene Ontology annotation, cellular component: division septum. The record is from RefSeq and is a predicted model, not a curated record. The transcript has a single exon. The coding region runs from base 1 to 1449 and encodes 482 amino acids. NCBI's taxonomy places the organism in Eukaryota, Fungi, Ascomycota, Schizosaccharomycetes, Schizosaccharomycetales, Schizosaccharomycetaceae. Gene Ontology annotation, biological process: division septum assembly.